GUGGUGGGCGUCGUGGCCAUGGCGGCGGCUAUCGCCAGCUCGCUGAUCCGUCAGAAGAGACAAGCCCGCGAGCGCGAGAAAUCCAACGCCUGCAAGUGUGUCAGCAGCCCCAGCAAAGGCAAGACCAGCUGCGACAAAAACAAGUUAAACGUCUUUUCCCGGGUCAAACUCUUCGGCUCCAAGAAGAGGCGCAGAAGGAGACCAGAGCCUCAGCUUAAGGGCAUAGUUACCAAACUAUACAGCCGACAAGGUUACCACUUGCAGCUACAGGCAGAUGGAACCAUUGAUGGCACAAAAGACGAGGACAGCACUUACACUCUGUUUAACCUCAUCCCUGUGGGUCUUCGAGUGGUGGCUAUCCAAGGAGUUCAAACCAAGCUGUAUUUGGCAAUGAACAGCGAGGGAUACCUGUACACCUCGGAACAUUUUACACCUGAGUGCAAAUUCAAAGAAUCGGUGUUUGAAAAUUAUUACGUGACGUAUUCAUCGAUGAUAUACCGCCAACAGCAGUCCGGCCGAGGGUGGUAUCUGGGUCUGAACAAAGAAGGGGAGAUCAUGAAAGGAAACCAUGUGAAGAAGAACAAGCCUGCAGCUCACUUUCUGCCCAAACCACUCAAAGUGGCCAUGUACAAGGAGCCGUCACUGCAUGACCUCACAGAGUUCUCCCGGUCUGGAAGCGGGACCCCAACCAAGAGCAGAAGUGUCUCCGGCGUGCUGAACGGAGGCAAGUCCAUGAGCCACAACGAAUCAACGUAGCCAGUGAGGGCAAAACAAGGGCUCUGUAACAGAACCUUACCUCCAGGUGCUGUUGAAUUCUAGCAGUCCUUCACCCAAAAGUUCACAUUUGUCAAUGACGUUCACCAGACAGGCAGGGUUCACUAGUCUCUCUGCCCUGACACCUUCUUAUCAUCCAUACUAGCUCCCCAUAAUUUCGAUUGAGCUUGCGCAAAAGAAUGCCAAGCGUUAUCAGUGAACUAAAUCCUGGAGAAGGACUGCCCAAUUUUCUCAUGAUCUCACCUGUGCUUUGGGGAUGACAAGCCAAAAACAUUUCACAGCACUAAUGCUGAUAAAAAUUUGCUCUCCAACCAAGAAAAGUUAAAAGACCACAAUUGCUCUUCAAAAACAAAACAAAACAAAAAUCAAAACAAAACAAAACAAAAUUAACUGCUUAAAUGUCUUGUAGGGGCAAACAAAAUGAUGUGACCUGUGUUGUUUUCUUGGCUUAAUGUUUUCUAUCUACGCUUGAUUCAGAUGUACUCUUUACUUUGGUAUAGUGCAACUUUAUGAUUUCUGAAAUUCAAUGGUUCUAUUGACUCUGUCACUUAAUCCAAAUCAACCAAAUUCAGGGUUGAAUCUGAAUUGGCAUCUCAGGCUCAAGGUAACAGUGUUCUUGUGAUUCUACCAAUUUUUUUUUUUUUUUUUAGAUUUGUAGUGUAUUCUGGUCAAGUUCUUGUGCUGUAUUCUGUGCAUAGAAAUUGAGGUGUAUUGUCAACCCCAGUCAGUAAAGAUUACUUAAAAAAAAAAACAUUAUCCUCAAGUGUAGAUUUCUCUUAAUUCCAUUUGUGUUAUCAUGUUAAACUAUUGUUGUGGCUUCUUGUAUAAAGACAGGAACUGUGAAGCUGUGAUGUCGUCUUUUGUGUUGUUAAAAUAAGAAAUGUCUUAUCUGUAUAUGUAUGAGUCCUCCUGUCGUUGUAUUUGGCAUGUGAAUAUUGUGUACAAGGAAAUGUUAAGACUGGUUACCCCUAAACAACAUAUACUUAUACUUGCUUCUGGAAAAGUGUUUAAGACUUAGCUAGGUUUCCAUUUAGAUCUUCAUAUCUGUUGCAUGGAAGAAAGUUGGAAUCUUGGCAUAGAGUUGCAUGAUAUGUAAGAUUUUGUGCAUUAAUAAUUGUUAAAAUCUGUGUUCCAAAAGUGGACAUAGCAUGUACAGGCAGUCUUCUGUCCUGUGCACAAAAAAAGUUUAAAAAAAAGUUGUUUAAUAUUUGUUGUUGUAUACCCAAAUACGCACCGAAUAAACUCUUUAUAUUCAUUCAAA
Molecule: messenger RNA, 2035 nt
Organism: Neomonachus schauinslandi (Hawaiian monk seal)
Lineage: Eukaryota; Metazoa; Chordata; Mammalia; Carnivora; Phocidae
Gene: FGF13
Product: fibroblast growth factor 13
Exons: 5
Coding region: 19-756 (245 amino acids)
Biological process (GO): regulation of cell migration; positive regulation of protein phosphorylation; positive regulation of gene expression
Cellular component (GO): cytoplasm
Molecular function (GO): growth factor activity; fibroblast growth factor receptor binding
Source: RefSeq, a predicted model, not a curated record